This is a messenger RNA of Acaulospora morrowiae, 828 nucleotides long. Lineage: Eukaryota; Fungi; Glomeromycota; Glomeromycetes; Diversisporales; Acaulosporaceae. The record is from the annotation of a GenBank genome assembly.
AUGGAUGACAAAAUCGUUAAACCCUUGAGUAGAGAAGAGUUGCUUGAAUUUGAAAAGGCGCAAAAUAAGACUGGACUAGUAUACUUAUCAAGAAUUCCACCAUUUAUGAAACCUCCAAAAAUCAAGCACCUCUUGAGUCAAUAUGGCGAGGUAGGAAGAGUUUAUCUUGUACCCGAAGAUCCCAAGAUAAAAGAAAGACGAGCAAAAUAUAGUGGAAAUAGAAAGAAAAAUUAUACAGAAGGUUGGGUAGAAUUUAUGGAUAAGAAAGUUGCGAAAUUGGUUGCAGUUACUUUAAACACACAGCCUAUUGGUGGAAACAGGCGUAACAACUAUCAUGAUGACCUAUGGAACAUUAAAUAUUUGCCAAAGUUCAAAUGGAACCAUUUGACGGAGCAAAUAGCAUAUGAAAAUGCUGCAAGGGUUCGGCGACUUCAGGCAGAGAUUUCUCAAGGACGUAGAGAAAAUAAGGAAUAUAUCAAGAAAGUGGAGAAAGCAAAAAUGAUUCAAAACAUCGAACAGAAAAAGGAAAAGAAACGUAAAGCCAUCGAAUCGGAGAGGGAUAACGCGUCCGAAACUUUACCUGUUGAUGUUGACGAAACGAAGAAAAAGCCAAAGAUUUCUGAGGACAAUGACACCGUCACUUCGACCAAUAUCAAAUCAACCUCUAACAAUAACCAGAAGCGCCGUCAUAUAAAACAAAGAAAGCUUAUAACAAAAGAGUUUGAUGUAACUACCGGUGACGCGCGUAACUCGUUAAAAACAGAUGACGAGGUAAAGCGCACGUCAAGCGGGAUCAAAGGAGUCUUAAAUAAAGUAUUUGGAAAAUAA